CGUGGUGUUCCAGUUUUCCGACUCCUGAAGAGACACGGGCGCCUGUCAUCCGUUAACCACCCGAGCAUCUCUGGCAUCCAAACGCAGUUUCUAACCAGAACAGUCAUUGGACUCAUCGUUUAAGUGGUAUACAAUGCCACAAAGCUUCUUUGCCGUCACAUCGACUGAUAUUGUAAAACUUUAAAUGCUCUUGUUAUGGCUAUCUGAAAGGUUCUUGCGGCAGUUAUACGUGCUACCUGAAGCGUAUAUGAAACAUUUUUGGCUGACAUCUCUCGGAGUCAUCUCUCUUUUAAAAAAUGACCGGGGAUUGUGAGACUUCCAUGUCGGCGAUGUUGUUUUCCAUCUUAAUCGAUACCUGAGACCAGGGGUCAAGAGUUAAGAAUUUGCAUUUGGCGUGGAUCGUUUGCAGAUCAUUAAAACAGAUCAAACUUUUAUCACGUAUUACACGGAUUAUUAAAGAUGAGACACUUAUUUUGACUAUCACAGUGGGAUAAAGUACAGCGCAUCAUCACCGCACCUUCAGGAUGUUCCGGCGAGGCUGUGGUCUGGAGUUUCUCCUGGUGCUGUGUGGUUUAGAGUUGACCCAGGCGUGUCCCCGUCACUGCAUCUGCUACGACUCUCCCAGCACGGUUAGCUGCCAGGCUCACAACUUCCUGGUGGUUCCAGAGGAAAUCCCGGCUCAGAGCGAGCGCGUCUUUCUGCAAAACAACAAGAUCCAGCGACUGCUACAGGGCCAUUUCAGCCCCACCACAGUCAUGCUUUGGCUCUACUCCAACAAUAUCUCAUACAUCCAGCCCUCCACAUUCAUGGGCUUCACCCGCCUGGAGGAGCUCGAUCUGGGGGACAACAAACACCUCCGCUCUCUGGCUUCUGACACUUUUCAGGGCCUGACCCGACUCCAUGCUCUGCACCUCUACCACUGUGGCCUAAUCACUCUGCCUGCUGGCUUGUUUGAGGGGCUGCACAACCUGCAGUACCUCUAUUUACAGAACAACCAGCUGGAGUUUCUUGAGGAUGACAUGUUCAUUGAUCUUCUGAAUCUGAGCCAUUUAUUUCUGCAUGGAAAUCGGCUGUGGAGCCUCCACCAGAACACUUUCCGUGGCCUGGGGGUCCUUGAUCGUUUACUGCUCCAUCAAAACCGACUCCAGUGGAUACACAAACAAGCUUUCCACGACCUGCGCCGCCUGACGACUCUCUACCUGUUUAACAACUCCUUACCUGAACUUCCAGCCGAAAGCUUGGCUCAGCUGCCAGCGCUGGAGUACCUGCGUCUCAACGACAACCCUUGGGAGUGUGACUGCAAGGCCGUGCCACUCUGGGAUUGGUUGCGGCGCUUCCGUGGCUCCACCUCCUCGUUAAUAUGCGUGGCUCCACCGGAGCUGGCGGGCAAGGAUCUGAAACGGUUGACGAAAGAAGAGCUGCCUUCCUGUACGGGCUCGGAGUCGCUCCACCAGAGCAAAUCCAGUCAGGGGGACGUAGGGGUGUCGCUGAAGAAAGAUCAUCAUCAUCGAUCGCGUAAUCAUCAUCAUCAUCAUCCUCACCUGCCACAUCAGGAUCAAUACUACCCCACCUCCCCAUCGCCGCUCCCUCGACCACCCAAAUCGGGACGCAACAGGAACUGCACAAGGCAUCGAAGCCGCAAGGGAAAUGCUCAGAAUGAGGUGUAUACCCUAAAGGAGUUAGCCAACAAGGAAUCGGACCCGUCAAAACCGAGACGAAAGAACAAAUGCAUCCCACGGACUUCGGUGGGUCCCCCUAGUGGCGUGCAAAGAGUGAACAGCAGGGCGGCGUCCCUCUUGGCACCUUGUUUCAUCAUCACUCUUUGCUUAUUGGUGUGUCUCACUGCCCUUAUUUUCCGCUGAGCCUCGUGGAAGCCUCUACUAAUUGUUUUACGGAACAACUCAGCCCUCUGUCUACUCUGGCUCCUACACUUCAGUGUGUGUGUGUGUGUGUGUGUGUGUGUGUGCGUUUGUGUGUACAUGUGUAUGACAGUGAGCCCCUUUCGAGGGACAGAGGACUUGUGCGAAGUUGCAGGCCUGGAAUUAAACCGGAGAUGGGAAGAAACUCUGGGAUUUGUGGGCGAGAGACGGAGAGACGGGACACUAAAUGGACUACUCCUCCAUCAUCACCAUUUCCUGUUGCUCCUGUUAGACCAGGGCAUAUUCAAUAACAACAACAAAAAAAACAUUUGUAUUUGUUAAUUACAUUCAGUUGUACAUCACACCUCUGCAGAAUAAUUAGCAGCUCAUUGUGGUCAAGCUCAUCUCCAUUAAAACCUCCGAAUCCCUAUCUUAACCUUCAACCAGGCUGCAGCCCAGCGGGGGGAAAGAGUGUGAAUGAAAUACAUAAACCCACCAUUUACACAAAUGUACAAAGGGGCUGCUUCGCUAACCUGUUAGCAUCUCAGCAGUUUCUGUGGGAGGGUUGUUGUUAACACCUUUAGCACCUGACAACAUGAAAAUGAAAGCCAAGCACACAA
Messenger RNA from Sinocyclocheilus anshuiensis, 2479 nucleotides. RefSeq names its product reticulon-4 receptor-like 1. The record is from RefSeq and is a predicted model, not a curated record. Bases 525 to 1862 code for a protein of 445 amino acids. The transcript is spliced from 3 exons. Gene Ontology annotation, molecular function: protein binding. Gene Ontology annotation, cellular component: plasma membrane. NCBI's taxonomy places the organism in Eukaryota, Metazoa, Chordata, Actinopteri, Cypriniformes, Cyprinidae.